AUGUCGAGCUUCAAUGGGCGCCGAGGGCCCAACUUCUCCCAGUACCUGGAGGAUCUGAACACCAUCCCGUCCCCGUACGACCAGUCCGUCCAGCAGAAUGAGCCGUUCAAUCUCGAUGCCGAGCUGGCGCUCUUCACGAAUGCCGAGUUCUUGGACUUUGGCCAAUUCGGCGACCUGAGCAUGCCCCUCACCUACGACCCCGCCGAGGACGAGAAGGCUCGACAGGAGAAUGCAGGCUCGGACAAGAACCAGAAUGUGAACUACAUGGAUCUUUUGAAUGCAGAUUUGAACAAUAUUCCCGACUACUCCUCCACGGACUUCAAUUCCACCAAUCCUCAGGCCAUGCAGAUGACUUCCACAUUUCAACCGGUGCCUCAGGUUCACAAUGGUGCCUUCAACGGCACCUCUCCGCUAGACAAGGCCACUCCCAUUCCCUCGCAGACCCCGGCAGCUUCGACUACGACUCCCACCACUCCUGUUGCCGGUCCCACUCCAGGCCGAACCGCUGGAACGAAGCGCAAGCAACCCCAUGAGGCCAAGACCCUCGACGAGGCCGCUCGUCUGGCAGCAGAGGAAGACAAGCGCCGACGGAACACGGCUGCCAGUGCUCGUUUCCGUAUCAAGAAGAAGCAGAGGGAGCAGGCCCUCGAACGCACCGUCAAGGAGGCGACCGAGAAGAAUGCUGCUCUGGAGGCGCGGGUCUCUCAGCUCGAGCUGGAGAAUCAGUGGCUCAAGAAUCUGAUCACGGAGAAGAACGGUGGGGACACGAGUGACGGGAAGAACGAGGCCGACAUCGCCCAGAUGUUCAAAAAGUUCCUGGCUACGCAGCAGGCUACGCAGCAGAAGUCCGAAGGCGAGCGGAAUUCGACCGAGUCCAAGAGCGGUGUUGCUACGACUGCGUCAAAUUAA
Messenger RNA from Rasamsonia emersonii CBS 393.64, 909 nucleotides. Its product is annotated as BZIP transcription factor (MetR). Gene Ontology annotation, biological process: regulation of transcription by RNA polymerase II. NCBI's taxonomy places the organism in Eukaryota, Fungi, Ascomycota, Eurotiomycetes, Eurotiales, Trichocomaceae. The transcript is spliced from 2 exons. Gene Ontology annotation, molecular function: DNA-binding transcription activator activity, RNA polymerase II-specific; RNA polymerase II transcription regulatory region sequence-specific DNA binding. The record is from RefSeq and is a predicted model, not a curated record. Gene Ontology annotation, cellular component: nucleus. Bases 1 to 909 code for a protein of 302 amino acids.